AUGCCUCUAUUGACCACCCGAUCCUCGUUAUUAGUCAUCUUCUGUAUAGCUCAGGUGCUUUUCGCGAUUCUCUCAUUGUCAACAGCAGAAGCAGCAGCAGCAACAGCAGCCGCAGCGCACUCGUUCGGACCGAUCGAGGUCCCUGGCGUCGCGUCAGCAGCAGCUUUUGGACUGUCGGUUUCCGCGUCUGCGUUGGGGUUGCAUCAGAGACGGAGAGGUAGCGACAGCAGCGCCUCGUCACCGCAGGAAUCUCCCGCUAAACGAUCUCUCAAGAGUGCGGAGGGGGGAGCGAGGGGGACAUGUGCGCAGUGUAAGGAGCAGCUGAAGGAGCUCCAAGAAUGGUUCGCAGGGGUUGAAGCAAGCAAGCUGGACGAUCAGGGCAGCGAGGGGCAGCAGGUGGGAGGGAGGGGGGGUCGAGGGUUGAAGCAAGCGAGCUGGGCGAUCAAGGCAGCGAGGGGCAGCAGGUGGGAGGGAGGGUCGGCUGUUGUAUCACCCUUCCUCCUGGCUCCUGCCCUUCUCCCCUGGCCCGCUAAACCUCAUCUGCACUCCUUCCCUCCCUUCCUCCCCUUGCCAGGGGUUGAAGCAAGCAAGCUGGGCGAUGCGGGCAGCGAGGGGCAGCCGGGGGGAGGAGGGGGAAGGGGAAGGGGAGGGGGCGGAAGGGGAGGCGCAGGGGGGAGGGGCACAGAGGCGGACGAUGUGAUGGCACUGCAGAGCCGACUGGUGGAGAAGCAGGGGGAGCUGAAACGGUUGAAGGCGGAAUAUGAGGCUCUGCAGAAGCGGCACGAGAAGGUGAAUGCGGACAAGGCAGCACUUGAUGUGAGGCUGACAGAGUCGGGGGCGGAUUGGGGCAAGAAGGCCAUUACCAAGGAGGCUCUCACCAGGGCAACGGAGCUGCUGCACAGCUGCAAGCCCCAGACAGGCCCUGUAAUUUCCAAGAAGGUUCCCAGCUGGAAGGGUUACUCAUGUUCCGCUACAGAGCGCGAGCUGCAGCGCUACAUGGACUUCGAGACCAGAGGCAUGUGCCCUGACGAUUGGUUGUUCGUCCAAGACCUAAUUUUCCGCAAACAAUGCCACUCACUACCGAAGAGGCGCUGCCUUGCUCGCACGGCACACAAGAUAGUGGAGCCCUUGUCAAGACCAGCCUCUCUCUUUGCUCAAUCCGCCCUCCAAGACUCUUCUGUCCGUUGGAACAACCACGCCUUCUCCUCCUUCGCCUCCCUCAACGCCCUCUCCCCCUCCGCUCUCGCCACUGCCACGGCCGGCACGGGGGACGCCUGCGGGCGGCAACCGGGCGGCGGCGGUUGUUGGAACAUGAGUGCGGAGGAGAGUAGGUGGAUGGCUAAGCCGCCCAAGAAUACAGCAGCAGGAGGGGCUCUUACUGUGAAGGAGGUUAUUGCAAUCAAGAAGGGGGCGCUGAGUGGGAGGUGGAUGGCUAUGCCGCUCAAGAACACAGCAGCAGGGGGGGCUCUUACUGUGAAGGAGGUUAUUGCGAUCAAGAAGGGGGCCCUGAGUGGGAGGUGGAUGGCUAAGUCGCCCAAGAACACGGCAGGGGGAGGGGCUCUUACUGUGAAGGAGGUUAUUGCAAUCAAGAAGGGGGCGCUGAGGCUCGGGUUCCUUCGCAGUGCACAUGGCAAGGCACAACCAGACCAUGAUGACCCAUUUCUCUCCACCGCUCUCAACCGCUCUGUUGUUUCGUCUCUUUGCUCCUGCAGGAUCGGUCUGGACUUCAACGGGGGCUCGGGCUCGUUUGCAGCGCACAUGGCGAGGCACAACGUGACCAUGAUGACGUCAGCGAUGAACCUAGAAGCCAACGUGGGGCGCAAGAAGGGUCUGCCCUUCCUGGAGACCAUUGCCCUCAGAGGACUCGUUCCAAUCUGGCUGCCGUACAAGGUGAGUGGGUGGGCGAGUCUGUUGCACUGCAAGCUGCAUGCUGCACAGCACGAGGUGUGGGAGAGAGAUGUGCCGCUGUGCCGCCCGACAAGGUGGGUGGGCGAGUCUGUUGCACUGCAUGCUGCAUGCUACACGGCACAAGAAGCCAACGUGGGGCGCAAGAAGGGGCUGCCCUUUCUGGAAACCAUUGCCCUCAGGGGACUCGUUCCCAUCUGGCUUCCCUAUAAGGUGGGUGUGUCUAUUGCAGUAGAAGGGGCUGCCCUUAGAAGGGGCUGCCCUGUGAACCUCGAGGCCAAUGUGGGGCGCAAGAAGGGGAUGCCCUUAUUAGAGAUCAUUGCCCUGAGGGGACUUGUUCCCAUCUGGCUUCCCUAUAAGGUGCGCCUUCCAUUCUAUGGCAACACUAUAGACAUUGUACACGCCACCAACGCCAUCAAGUUCACCCUCUCCCCCCCCUGUGACUUGUUUCACUCCCAUCAGGUUCGCCUGCCCUUUUACGACAACACUCUGGACAUCCUUCACGCCACCAAUGCCAUCAUUUCGGCUUCUUUCCCCCCCACACCACCCCCACUUAUUUCUCUUCCAUCCCAUCAGGUUCGUCUGCCCUUCUACGACAACACUCUGGACAUACUUCACGCCACCAAUGCCAUCAAGUUCAUGCCUUCGCCCGCGGAGUUCGAGGAGGUUCUAUUCGAGUGGGACCGCGUGCUACGAGUCGGUGGUGUGAUGUGGUUUGAGGAAUUCACUGCCUCGGCAGCAGAAAUGCCGUCAUAUCUGUCGGUGCUGGACCUGCUAAAGUACCGCCACCUGCACUGGAGCCUCACUCACUUCACAUUUUCGUGA
Molecule: messenger RNA, 2730 nt
Organism: Closterium sp. Naga37s-1
Lineage: Eukaryota; Viridiplantae; Streptophyta; Zygnematophyceae; Desmidiales; Closteriaceae
Source: the annotation of a GenBank genome assembly